This is a messenger RNA of Cynara cardunculus var. scolymus (artichoke), 1128 nucleotides long. RefSeq lists its product as uncharacterized. Lineage: Eukaryota; Viridiplantae; Streptophyta; Magnoliopsida; Asterales; Asteraceae. Bases 1 to 1128 code for a protein of 375 amino acids. The record is from RefSeq and is a predicted model, not a curated record. The transcript has a single exon.
AUGGGAAGAAGAAGUAGCUGGAAUAAGUUAGUGGAUAAAUUCCAAGAGAAACUCUCCGCUUGGAAGGCCAAGUCUUUAUCGUUUGGUGGUAGGAAGAUUCUUUGUAAACCGGUUCUUGGUAGUUUGGGAGUUUAUCUUUUCUCUCUGUUUAAAGUCCCGGAAAAUGUGCUUAACACCCUUGAAAGCCUUAGGAACCAAUUCAUUUGGGGCUGGACUGGACAGAGUAGGAAAAUUAUCUGGGUUAGGUGGAAUGUUACUUGUAACUCAAUGGUUAAAGGUGGUAUUGGUAUCGGUAGUUUAAAGACGCUCAAUUGGAGUCUUCUUGCUAAGUGGUGGUCAAGGUUUCUAAACGAAGAGGGUAGUCUCUGGAGAGAUUGUAUAAAGGCGUUUCAUGGUGCCAGAGGGGGUAUUUUUAGUGACGGUUGUAAGAAACCGGGUGUAUGGGGAGCUAUUACUAAGUGGGAUAUUCUCAUCCGAAAAGUUGGGUUGAAUGUUAACAAUUUCUGGUCGGUUGAUAUCAAUGGCAUUCGUCGAUGGACUCUAUCCGAGGACGGGGUUUUCUCGGUUAAGACGUGUCGGGGAAAGAUCGAGGAAGGGGUUUUACAAUCUGAUGGAAGGGUAACGAAGUGGAACAAAUUAGUGCCCGGUAAAGUGAAUAUGCCUAUCUGGCGUCUUUCAAAGUCUAGACUCCCCACUAGAUAUAAUCUCUCAUUAAGAGGUGUCCGUGUGAGCUCAGUUCUCUGUCCAUGUUGCCUAAGCCAGCCAGAAACGGAAGGUCAUCUCUUGUUUGGUUGUUCGACUACAAAGGUGAUCGGUGCGUAUGUAAAGAAUUGGUGGUCGGGUUUUCCUUGUCAAGCUACCAAUUUGGCGGAAUUUUUUUCUGCAGCACAAUUUCCUUUCAAAGGGAAGAAGGUUAAGGAGGUUUUGGAAGUAAUUCUCAUGGCGUUCAUUUGGAUGCUUUGGACGAAUCAAAAUGUGUUGGUCUUCAAUAAACCCGUUAAAAACCCGUUGGUGAUUUACAAGGAAAUUGUGCUCUUUUUGUUUAAUUGGAUUAGACUUAGAUCGAAGUCUUGUAAUUCUCUUGAUUGGAAUGUUUGGUGUAUCAGCCCUUUAACGACUCUUUUGUAA